AUGUCCGCGCCCUUCAAGGACGCCAGCGACCAGCACGAACUCAAUGAGUUUAUCAUCGAGGUGCUCUAUGGCAAAGUAAUUCCUGGCAUGUGCAUCACGAUGAUUUUCGGGAAUUUCUACUAUGCGUGGAUGGCGGUCCGGCUUAUGCGGAAUCUUGGUUCUGGCUCAGCACAUAGUGUAACGCAUCAUAACAGGGAGCUGUCGUAA
Symbiodinium sp. CCMP2592 is the source of this 207-nucleotide messenger RNA. The record is from the annotation of a GenBank genome assembly. NCBI's taxonomy places the organism in Eukaryota, Dinophyceae, Suessiales, Symbiodiniaceae.